AUGGCACCGAGCUCGCAGAUCACCUCCCACUCCGCGAGGGAAACUUCGGCCCCGCGGCGCGCGAGCUCGUCCGCCGCCAUGGAAAUGGCGGCCAGACCGCUGUCGAGGGUGACACCAAGCUUCUGGACCACGGCUGCCGCCCGAGCCGGCGCCGCCAGAGCCGCUGGCCGCGCAGGCGCCCCGCCAGUCGCCGCAGCCGCCACCAUCGCCGAGGGCCGCGCGGGAAGCGUGUCGGCCCAGCAAUCACCCUCCCGGGGCGAAGGCGGGGCCGCGACACCCUCGCCCUGCGAGCCCCCAGCCGCGACCGCCGCCGCCGCCCCAUCCGCACGGCGCUUCCUGGCGCGACGCCGCUUCCGCCGUGGCCGAGGGCCAUCGGGCGGCGCAGCAGCCGCGGGAGCGCCAGGCAACCCUGCGCCCACACCAUCACCAUCAUCACGAAAGGCGUCCGCACGCGGGCGCUAA
Prorocentrum cordatum is the source of this 462-nucleotide messenger RNA. Lineage: Eukaryota; Dinophyceae; Prorocentrales; Prorocentraceae. The record is from the annotation of a GenBank genome assembly.